Pyricularia pennisetigena is the source of this 849-nucleotide messenger RNA. RefSeq lists its product as uncharacterized. NCBI's taxonomy places the organism in Eukaryota, Fungi, Ascomycota, Sordariomycetes, Magnaporthales, Pyriculariaceae. Bases 1 to 849 code for a protein of 282 amino acids. The record is from RefSeq and is a predicted model, not a curated record. The transcript has 2 exons.
AUGUCAACCUCACCAGCAGAUGGCAUCUCUAAGCUCUCCGUAGAGGACGCUUCCAACAAUGAAGCCCCACCCCCACACGACCAGUCGGCAACAUCAUCGACCAGUGAUCAAGCCAUGCCGACCAACUUGGGCCGCGAAGUGCCAGUCAGUUCUACUGAAGUAGCAGCAUCGUCUCCGUCAAAGUCUCAAGUUCCUACUGAAGGUGUGGUCGAAUCCAAGCCAGCGCGGACUACUUGCGGUGUCUGCGAGAAGGAGCCCAGCAAAUACAAAUGCCCGCACUGCUCACUUGCCUACUGCUCCGUAUCUUGCUCCCGCAUUCAUAAAGAGACGCACCCUCCAUCUUCCCUGCCACCGAAGCCGCCACCACCGAUCAGCCGGUCCGCCGCUGUCAAGCCCAGUCGCCAACAUCCGUUUAGCGUUCUCGAUGACUCCCCCGAGUUGCGCAACCUUUUCAAGAAGUACCCGAACCUCCCAUCCACUUUGAACCAAAUCCACUCGGCGACGUUGCCCCCUAAGAAAGAGCCUAGUACGCGAGGUGGCCUUCCUUGGAAACUCUCAGAUGUGGACUCCAGGCUGCUCGACGGCACGGGUCGCCCCGGAGGUGGUAGAAAGAAGAACGAGCCGUGGUCUCAGGACGUUGGUCUGAGCCGCGGGCGUGCCGCCCUGCGUAAGGCACGCAUGGAUCCUUCCGAUGUUGGCGACGGCGUCAGGGAGUACUGCGAGCUCGUGCUGUACCUCUUGUCCAAGGGUAGUGACAAGGAGGAGGCCACGGCAAUGGUGAGCCGCGAAUACACUCAAGAAGAAAUCAAGCUCAUCGAGACUCUUCAACAGCAAGAGCACGAAGACUGA